UUCGAUGAAGUCAGGGUAAGAUAAAUCUGUUCGACUUCAAUGCGGCUUUCUUGGCACUGUGAUUAUUAUUCCGAUAGCGAACUUCCAUGAUGUACCAGUUAAUCAGCGCUAUCAAAGUACACUCGCUUUAGCGAUUCCACUACAUCACAGUCGUGGCUGAUACGUGGUCAAGGCUACAUCAAUUUAUCUGGCCAAGUUACGCCUGUCGGCCGAGAGAAGCGAUAUGGCCGUCGUGCUGGUGUCUCUGAUUCUCGGGGCGCUUAUAGCCCUUUACUUUUAUCUAACGCGUAAUCACAACUACUGGCAAAAACAUGGAGUUCCAUGUGUGGAUGGAGCCCUUCCGGGAUUCGGUCACAUGCUGCCGGUGGUCUCCAUGUGGACGAACCUCGCCGAUUUCUGCGACAACAUCUAUAAAAAGAACAAGGGCCGCAGCAUGGUCGGGAUCUACGAGUUCACGUCGCCGUCGUUGAUGGUCUUCGAGCCUGAGUUAGUGAAAACAGUGUUGCAGACACAUUUCUCAAGUUUUGCCGAGAACACCAUCGAGAUUGACCCCGAAGUGGAUCCGCUCGUAUCAUUGAAUCCCUUCAAUCUUUCCGGCGAGAAGUGGCAGACAAGCAGAAAGCGCUUGACCUAUGCAUUUUCCAGUAUGCGACUGAAGACCCUGCUUGUAAACGUCAAUAAGGUGUGCGAUACUUUCGAGAAUUUUAUCAAUGAAAAACUGGGCGACCACGAGAAAGCGGAGUUCGAGCUCAAGUCGUUAUUGUCAAGAUACUCCGCGCAAGUGGUGGCCGCUGCUGGCUUCGGCGUGGACGGUUACUGCUUCGACGACGCGAAGAAGGAUAUUUCUUUUCGAAAGAUCGGACAGAGCAUCAUGGAGCCGACAAUGCGGAACAAAAUUGUGUUCAUGCUGCUGUUCUUCAUCCCGUCGUUGAAUAAAAUCCUCAAAAUGAGUUUCAUCCCGAAGCACGUCGACUAUUUCUUCAGGACUCUGAUCGCCGACCUCAUAGAACAAAGGAGAAAGGACGGCAUACCGAGGAACGACUUUCUCCACUUGAUGGCCGAGCUGGAGCGGGCGGAGAAGGAUACGUUCGACGUCGAAACCCUCACGGGACAGGCGUUGUCGUUCGUCGUCGACGGCUACGAGACCUCCAGCACUGUUAUGAGCUUCAUCGCCUUCCAAUUGGCCACUUACCCGGAAAUACAGAAGAAAUUGCGCGAAGAAGUGAUGUCCGUGAUCAAUAGAUACAACGGUGAAAUCACUUACGAGGGUCUGCGGGAGAUGACGUAUAUGGACCAGGUUUUCAACGAGACGAUGAGGUUGAUUCCCGCGCAAGUGCUCAUGAAGAAGAGGUGCACGGAAGAGAUCGAGCUGAGAGGAUCCGACGGAGUUGUCUGUCGCAUGCGACCCGGAAUGGAGGUCCUGAUACCGAGUCCGUCUUUGCACAACGAUCCCGAAUACUGGGAGAAUCCCAAGGAGUACGAUCCUGAAAGAUUCAGCCCGGAGAGGAAGCAGAACAUCAAGAAGUUCACCUUCAUCCCUUUCGGCGAGGGCCCGCGUAUCUGCGUGGGCAUGAGAAUGGCGCAGCUGCAGAUCAAAGCAGGUCUGGCUAUAAUUCUGAAGAGAUACAGCAUGGAGGUAUCACCGAGGACGCAAUUACCUUUGAAGAUGAUACCUGGAGCGCUUCUGCCAUCACCAAAAGGCGGUCUGUGGGUCUAUUUUAAGCAUCUUUAGGUGCGAAUAUCUUCUUUCAGCGUCGCGAUAAUGUUUUUAUAUUCGGAGAGAAAAAAUCUCCAUCUUUACAAAAUAGAUUUCGCUUCAAAUUUAACACGCUUUAAUUGCUGCUUUUAUUUAUACAAAAAUGAAAAAGAUACUUGAGAUUUCAUAAUAUAUUUUAUCUUAUGCAAAUACUAUAUAUUUUAUUUUAUAUUAUAAUUCAGCAAGAAAAUGUCUAACAAUUUUACUAUGUUUUUGUCUCUUUAAACAGAAAUUAAAAAGAUUAGAAUGUUUGGAAUAUAUCAUUUUUGUACAUACUUUUUUACAUAAAAUAAUGCGAUUAUGAUCUUUAAAAGUUUGUGAUUAUUACUGUUGUUUUAUAUGUUAGAAUAAAAAAUUAAAAUACUUGAAA
Vollenhovia emeryi is the source of this 2126-nucleotide messenger RNA. Its product is annotated as cytochrome P450 9e2-like. The coding region runs from base 224 to 1732 and encodes 502 amino acids. Lineage: Eukaryota; Metazoa; Arthropoda; Insecta; Hymenoptera; Formicidae. The transcript has 2 exons. Gene Ontology annotation, molecular function: heme binding; oxidoreductase activity, acting on paired donors, with incorporation or reduction of molecular oxygen; monooxygenase activity. The record is from RefSeq and is a predicted model, not a curated record.